Effrenium voratum is the source of this 3548-nucleotide messenger RNA. Lineage: Eukaryota; Dinophyceae; Suessiales; Symbiodiniaceae. The record is from the annotation of a GenBank genome assembly.
AGUCCGGAUUGGCCCAAGCCGGGCAACGCUGAAGCGCGCGGCGCGGACCGCGGAAGUUUUGGGGAGCAAUGGCCGCCUCCUUUCCGACGAACCAGGCCAUCGUGGUGGGCGGCGGCCUGGGCGGCAUGUCCGCCGCCAACUCGGUGGUGGAGAGCGGGGGCCGGGUGGUGCUGCUGGACAAGUCCUCCUUCUGCGGCGGCAACAGCACAAAGGCCACCAGCGGCAUCAACGGCGCCGGCACCAAGACUCAGAAGGCAAAGGGCAUCCCGGACAAUGCCGACAUCUUCACCCAGGACACGCUGAAGGGAGGCGCCAAGAAGCCAGAACUCGCGAAGCUGCUGUGUGUGAACAGCGCCGCGGAUGUGGAUUGGCUGGUGGAGAAGUUCAACCUGGACCUGUCGCUGGUGGCCAGGUUGGGCGGGCACUCGCAGCCCCGGACGCACAGAGGGAAGGAGCGGUUCCCGGGCAUGACCAUCACCUACGCCUUGAUCCAGAUGUUGGAGAAGGUGGCGGAGAAGUCGGACCUGGCGCGCAUCAUCACCAAGGCCAAGGUCUUCAAGCUGGUCCAAGAGGGCAAGGCCUGCGUGGGCUGCGUCUAUGAGAAGGGGGGCCAGAACUUCCAGGACUUCGGCCCGGUGAUCCUAGCCUCCGGCGGCUUCGGCGCGGACUUCACCUCCAACUCCCUGCUGGCGCAGUACCGCCCCGACCUCCUGCAUUUGCCCACCACCAACGGCGAGCACUGCACCGGCGACGGCAUCAAGAUGGGCGAAGCCAUCGGAGCCAAGAGCAUCGACUUAGAGUGGGUCCAGGUGCACCCCACGGGCCUCGUGAAGCCGGACGACGCGGACGCCAAGAUCAAGUUCCUGGCCGCCGAGGCGCUGCGGGGCGUGGGGGGCAUCAUCCUGAACGCCGAGGGCAAGCGCUUCUGCAACGAGCUGGGGCGCCGUGACUACGUGACCGGUGAGAUGUGGAAGAGCAAACCGCCCUUCCGACUCUGCCUCAACAAGGCCGCGUCCGAGGAGAUCAUUUGGCACUGCAAGCACUACACCGGCCGCGGGGUGAUGAAGUCCUACGCCAGCGGCGAGGACUUGGCGAAGGACAUGGGUGUGCCCUUGUCUGUGAUCGAGCAGACCCACGAGGAGCACUAUGCUGCGGCCAAGAAGACAGAGAAGGACCCGGACGGCGGGUCUUGGCCCGCCUACCCCUCCGGCAAGUCUUGGGACGAGGCCAGCGGAAAGACCGGCAGCGGCAAGAAGUUUUACCACAACAUCAUCCCCGGCUCCGCAGUGAAGAGCGAGCCCUUCUAUGUGGCCAUCAUUACCCCGGUGAUCCACUACUGCAUGGGUGGCCUGCUCAUCGACACGGACUCCGCCUGCGUCGGCCCCAACAACACGGCGAUCCCGGGGCUCUACGCUGCGGGGGAGGUGGCCGGGGGGGUCCACGGGAACAACCGCCUGGGCGGCAACUCGCUGCUGGACUGCGUGGUCUUCGGCCGUGUGGCCGGCCAGGCGGCUGCCAAGUACAUGCUGGGCUCCGAUGUGAAGAACGUUGAUCUCAAGGACAUCACCGGCGGCGGCCUCACAGGCGCGGUGGAGAGCUCCAAGCUGGCGGGGGGCUCCUACGAGGACAAGAUGAACACCGCGGCGGCCGCCGGCGCCACAUCCGCCGGCGGCGGAGGCGGUGGAGGAGGUGGCAUCAGCCUAGCAGAUGUGGCCAAGCACAAUACCAAGAGCGACUGCUGGGUGGUGGUUUCUGGCCAGGUGUUGGACGUGACCAGCUUCCUGGGUGAUCACCCGGGGGGCGAGUUGGCCAUUCUGACCUUCGCCGGGAAGGAUGCCACGGAGGAGUUCAACAUGAUCCACCCCCCGGAUGUGAUCGGCAAGUAUGCGCCUGACUCUGUGAUUGGCACAAUUGGUGGCGGUGGUGGCGGCGGCGCUGUUGCAGGCGGCGGCGGUGGCGGUGGCGGUGGUGGUGGCAUCACCCUGGAGGAGGUGUCUAAGCACAACAGCAAGAGUGACUGCUGGGUGGUGGUGGACGGCCAGGUCCUCGAUGUCACCAGCUUCCUAUCGGAGCAUCCAGGCGGCGAGCUGGCCAUCCUCACCUUUGCCGGCAAGGACGCCACUGAGGAGUUCAACAUGAUCCAUCCGCCGGACGUCAUCGGCAAGUACGCCCCCGACGCCGUCAUCGGCAAGGUGGGCUCCGGGGCUCCGGCUCCGGCAGCUGCCAGUGCGGGCGGCGGCUUGGCGGCGCCGCUGCUGGAGAAGGGCGGGCACAAGGCGAAGGACUGGUCGCGCGCGGAGAAGAACCGGGAGCUGCGCAUGAAGGGCGAGGGCAGGAUCUCCGGCUGGUUCGGCGCGCUCUUCUACAUGGUCCUGGGCUUCAUGAAAGAGAUCCUCUUCACCAUCGUCCCCCAGAAGAACGUCACCUUCAACGGCGACCGCGUGGGCCUGACGCGCUCCGCGAUGUUCCUGUUCGUCUUCAUCAUCAUCCACGCGGUGGGGAACUUGCAUGUCUUCUUGGGCCCCGACGACUUCAACGGCUACGGAUACUUCUAUGUGCGCCUCUAUUGGACCGGCUUUGGUUUGCAGGCCAAUAUCGUGGAGGAGUACAUCUUGCUGGCGGCGCUGCUGCACGUCUUCGUGGCCCUGAAGCGAACUUGGGACAUCUCCAUCAACUACUCCGUGGCCUCGGGCAAGCUGAACUUGGCCUUCUCCGGAGUGACGCUUCUGACCUUCAUGAUGAUCCACCUCUACCAGUUCCGCUUUGGCGACACGCACCCCUGGAAGCUCUGCCCUCCGCCGUAUCUGCUGAACCUGAAGACGCUGCUGCAGCUGCGGCUGAACCUCUUCUGGGUGGACGACCCCGGGUGCCAGGCCGUCUACGUGCGCGACAUCUACCGCAUGGAGUUCGAGGUGUUCCAGUCGCUGGGCUGGGUGCUCUUCUACCUGGCGGCAGUCAUCAUCUUCAGCACGCACAUGUGCCUGGGCUGGCAGAAGGUGGUGCCUGCACCGGCCUUGGAGAUCCCGAAGAAGCACCAGAGUAGGGCCAUCCACAUGGGCUAUGUCUUCACCAUCUUCAUCGCCCUGGUCUACGCCAGCUUCCCGCUCUACGCCCACCUCUUCAGCAUGUCCGGGGGUAGCCUGAGCCAUGAGCCUGUGCAGCCGUGAGCGCGAGCGCUAGCUCGCGCCAGCUCGUGCCACCGGAGGGUUAAGUGAUGAUCCUCGGACGGUUUGUUUUUCGGCCGGCCACUUGGGUUUGUCCCAAAUCCCGCAGAACUCGAUGGGCGCUGCCUUUCCCUUGAUUCCUGAGGAUCAUUAGUCGUCACACACGUCGUGACAGCCGCUAAGCUUGAUUGCUUGGCUUGUACCGCAUGUCGCGACGUCGCGACGCACGCGGCGAGCGUGCACAGUUUGUUGACUGGGGUGGACAGUAUUGUCUUAUCUCGGUUGUUGUUGGCAAACAUUUUACAUUUUUGCUUAUUGUGGUUUAGUGGGAAAUCCCCACUUGGCUGCUAAAAUUUGAAUUGUUGCUCCCCUUUCAACGUCAAC